AUGCCUUCUCUCAAUAUUUUCUCUUCUUUCCCCAAGAAGGAGGACCCCAAGGUGGAUGCCCAGAGGGAGGAGGAUGCUGCUGCUGCCAGGGCUAAAGUUCUGAGAGAUCUGGAGAUUGAGAAUGGCCGACUGCGCCUGAAGAACGCCUCCCUCCACAGUGAGCUUAUGGAAGUUUACCAAGAGACCUACCACACCGCCCGUAGAGUCGAUACUACACGAGCUCUUUUCAAUUCGACUCUCGGCAGGCUGAUGGUUAUAGAUCAGCAAGUGGAAGCCGCCUUCGACAUAAAAGAGACCAGGCAUGCGGUCGAGAAGAAUGCCGAUGUCAAACCAGUCGACAAGGCCAUUGCUGUGGAGUGGCUCAAGCCUACUCAGGUUGAGCGGACUGUCAUCCGAGCCAACCUUAAGCAGUGCAUCAAUGCACUUGAGAAACAUCUUCAGAAGACGACGUAA
This is a messenger RNA of Fusarium coffeatum, 453 nucleotides long. RefSeq lists its product as uncharacterized. The record is from RefSeq and is a predicted model, not a curated record. The coding region runs from base 1 to 453 and encodes 150 amino acids. The transcript has a single exon. Lineage: Eukaryota; Fungi; Ascomycota; Sordariomycetes; Hypocreales; Nectriaceae.